Molecule: messenger RNA, 1481 nt
Organism: Medicago truncatula (barrel medic)
Lineage: Eukaryota; Viridiplantae; Streptophyta; Magnoliopsida; Fabales; Fabaceae
Product: pectinesterase inhibitor 6
Exons: 1
Coding region: 246-839 (197 amino acids)
Biological process (GO): negative regulation of catalytic activity
Molecular function (GO): enzyme inhibitor activity
Source: RefSeq, a predicted model, not a curated record
AACAACCUACCUCAGAAAAGGUGCAGUGAUGUGAGACAUAACAACAACAACAGGACGCUAUGAAGGAACCCACCUUUUUCAAAAAUAAUAGUCAUACAGUUAUCUAACUCUACUAUAAAGAACUCUACAAGGUCAUUCCUAACUUUACCAACCUAUUUUUGUACUGUCAAGUGCCAAACUAGCAGCAUAACUUACUUUGUUUCAUCUUGCUUCAAGUUCAACUUCUCCUUUGUUCGUUUACCAUAAUGGUCAGAAGAAUAUCACACCUUACCUUACUGCUUGCAUUUAUUUUUAUUCCAUACCUUGCAAGCCAGUUGGUAUUUGCAAAAGGGAGAAACAAUGUUAGAGAAGCUUGCAAAGUAACUAGGUAUCAAAACCUUUGUAUGCGCUCGCUAGCACCGUUCUCUUACAGUGCUGGAAGAGGCCCUAGCAAGUGGGCAAGGGCUGGAGUGUCGGUGACAAUCGGUGAAGUUAAGAAUGUCCAAGCAUAUCUCACAAACUUAACUAGACACGGGCGUUUAAGAGGAAGAAAUAAAGUUGCACUAUUAGAUUGUGUCGAGACUAUUGCAGAUGCCCUUGAUGAGCUUCAUAGAUCACUGAAUGUGCUCAGAAGGCUUAGUAGAAGGACAUUUGGUACCCAGAUGGGGGACCUUAAUACAUGGAUAAGUGCGGCACUCACAGAUCAAGAUACUUGCCUUGAUGGGUUUCAAGGCGAAAACGGUAGGAAAAUUCAAUUGCUGCAAAAUAGGGUUCUCAAAGCCUAUUAUAUAACCAGUAACGCUCUAGCUCUUGUCAGUAAACUUGCCACUACAGGUCUAGGAAGCAUUUCUGAUCCAUAGAACUUCUAUGAUAGAAGUUAUAUGUGAAAUAUUUCCCCAAGAAGCUAAAAUAGGCUGUUAGUAGGAGUGUAACUGAUUAGGUUUGUGAUGCUCCUCUCAGAUACUUCACAUGCAUUAUUCUUCUGCUUCGAGUUCUCUGCUUUUGAGAAACACUAUGAGAGUUUAGUCUCUAAAGUGAGAUUCAUUUGAUUUCUUUUCUUCGGUAGCUAAAAAUAAUAGUAUAUGUUUGAGUUAUUCAUUUGGAUCAAUUAGUACCAUUAUGGUGUUUGCUCUAUUUUUUUUUUUUUUUGAAGGCAAUCAUUCGCGAUAUGCAAGCAAUCCUUUAAGUCUGAGUCCUCAUCUUAUUUCAUUUCUAUCUUCCGAGUCUUUGAUUUCUAUCUACAUGAAAAUAAAUGUUAUUUUAACAUCGCCAUGAUAUUUUUUAUAAGCAAAAUUUAUUCAAUUCAAUGAGAAUACAAAGGGAUACUCAAACCCAAUACAAACGUUUCGGAUACAAAUAUCACUCACCUUCUACAAACGUUUAAACCUGUUACAGGAGAAACAUAACAAUCAGAGAGUUUGUAUCCCACUUUUACAAUCACAUGAAAGACCAAGAUGUAACUCACCACUUAAACUAUUGUAAUGACUAUAGCUAUUUGUAUA